ACUCUCUGAUUGGCUGUUCUGCUCGACGUCGACGUCGGCUUUGGCUUGUUCUAGCGCUCUGUUUGCGGCGAACGUAAAACAAACGCGAAAGAAAAAACAGAAAGAGCGACUUUUUUGUGUUUGGUGUGGUUUUUUUCUUUCUUCAUUUGUUCUGUUAUAUCGAUAAGGCAGUGAUAUUCUUGAGGAACAUGGCGGACACGGUGUGUUAAGACUCCACACACGGCCCUGGGCUGAGGCGUGAUGUUUUCAGAGAGUUGCUGGGAAGAGCACGCGCAGCAGGAGUGGAACGGGAUCAAGAGCGCGAGCUGCUGCUGCUGCUGCUGAACGCUGCUCGGUGGCACGAUGGCUGGAAUGUGUAACGGCGCCACAUCUGGGCCGGGUGACAUCAUCCAGCUGAACGUCGGCGGAACACGAUUUAGCACCUCAAGACAGACUCUUAUGUGGAUUCCAGACUCUUUCUUCUCAAGUUUACUCAGUGGGAGAAUAUCAACACUAAGGGAUGAAACUGGAGCUAUAUUUAUUGACAGGGACCCAACCGCAUUUGUGCCCAUUUUAAACUUCCUUCGUACUAAAGAGUUAGACUUAAGAGGGGUCAGCAUAAGCAUUCUGCGCCAUGAAGCUGAGUUUUAUGGGAUUACACCUUUAGUUCGACGUUUGCUGCUGUGUGAGGAGCUAGAGAGAUCAUCAUGCGGAAGUGUGCUUUUUCAUGGCUACCUCCCACCACCAGCUAUCCCAGCUCGCAAAGCUGCCAGUGGGCAGAGUGCAACUGCUGGAGUCCAGGAGGAGUACCCAUGCCCCAGUGGAGCGGAGGGGGGCUUCUCUCGCUCAUGCUCACACACCGCUUUGCCUGGGCCUAACGGAAUGGAGGGGGCCACGAGACUUUCUGGAUCGGCAGUUGAUCCCAGGAAGGUGCUCAUCGUUGCUGGUCAUCAUAACUGGAUAGUAGCUGCCUAUGCUCAUUUCGUCAUUUGCUACAGGAUAAAGGAAUCUUCAGGAUGGCAGCAGGUCUUCUCAAGUCCUUACCUAGACUGGGCCAUUGAGCGUGUCGCGCUAAAUGCGAAAGUAGUAGGUGGUCCCCAUGGUGACAAAGACAAGAUGGUUGCGGUGUCAUCGGAGAGCAGGAUCAUCUUGUGGAGUAUCCAGGAUGGGGGAAGUGGCAAUGAGAUAGGUGUGUUCAGUCUUGGCGUGCCUGUUGAUUCUCUUUUCUUCAUUGGGAGUCAGCUGGUUGCCACCAGUCACACUGGGAAGGUUGGUGUUUGGAACGCAGUGACGCAGCACUGGCAAGUGCAGGAUGUUGUGCCCAUCACCAGCUGUGACACUGCCGGAUCCUUUCUUCUUCUUGGAUGCAAUAAUGGCUCCAUUUACUACAUUGACAUGCAGAAGUUCCCACUGAGAAUGAAGGACAAUGACCUCCUGGUGACUGAGCUCUACCAUGACCCCUCAAAUGAUGCCAUCACAGCCCUCAGUGUCUACUUAACACCCAAAACCAGUGUGAGCGGAAACUGGAUUGAGAUUGCGUAUGGCACUAGUUCAGGUGCGGUGCGUGUGAUAGUGCAGCAUCCAGAGACGGUUGGAUCCGGGCCUCAACUGUUUCAGACGUUCACAGUGCACCGCAGCCCUGUCACUAAGAUCAUGCUGUCUGAGAAACACCUUGUGUCAGUGUGUGCAGACAAUAACCACGUAAGGACGUGGACAGUGACCCGCUUUAGAGGAAUGAUCUCCACUCAGCCAGGAUCCACGCCACUGGCUUCCUUCAAGAUCAUCUCGCUGGAGGAGACGGAGAGCCACAGCAGCUACUCCUCUGGCAAUGAUAUAGGUCCAUUUGGAGAGAGAGAUGACCAGCAAGUAUUCAUUCAGAAAGUCAUUCCUAUAACCAACAAACUAUUUGUGCGUCUCUCGUCCACUGGAAAGAGGAUCUGUGAGGUGCAGGCAGUGGACGGCACCACCAUCACGUGUUUCACAGUGCGCGAGUGUGAGGGCUCCAGUCGUAUGGGCUCCCGGCCACGUCGUUACCUCUUCACUGGCCAUGCAAACGGCAGCAUCCAGAUGUGGGAUCUAACCACGGCCAUGGACACAGCGAACAAGAGCGAUAGCAAAAGCAAACGUGAUGCUGAAGUGGGGGGGCCCACAGAGGAGGAGCUUCUAAAGUUGCUUGAUCAAUGUGAUCUGAGUACAUCACGCUGUGCGACACCCAACAUUAGUCCCGCCCCUUCAGUACUGCACCACAGCCGACUCCGAGAGUCCUGCUCCAGUCUCCAGCUGCAGGCCCAAGAACUCUUGGCAGAGACUGCCACCUAUGGCGCUGUACGUCCAUAUCGAGAGAGCCCACUGCUGGCACGUGCCCGUCGCACAGAGAGCUUCAGCAGCUAUCCAGACUUCCACACCCUCAACUUGGCCAAAGUCCUGAGGGAACACGGCGGGCAUUGCAGCGGCACUGACGACGACAGCAAUGGUGACACUGGAGACAAGAGGAGCUCAGAGAGUCCAGUGAGCACUGCAGACAGCCCCCGAGACCCUCGCUGCAGGGCACACUCCUCUGAUGAAGGUACCUCUGAGUGCAGAACGGAGGGUAGGAGGAGAGGAGCGCUCGAUGGGAACUUCCUGGGCCGGAAGAAGGCACCUCCGGUCCCGCAGCUGAGCUCUGUGUCUGUGGGGAGUGAGGCAGGAGGCAGUGACUCAUCCAGCACAGCCUCGCCCUCUCCAACUAAAGCGUCCACUUCCCCACGGCACCGCAGGGGACUAGACAUGAGUGAGUGACGCUCUGAAAGCUAAAACAGCAUAUAUUUCCUGAAGCAGUAUUACCAUAUCCAUAAGCAUAAACAUAUCCCUGAAGGAGUGUCUGGUGAGAAAACUAUAGAUAGGGGUGUAUAAAGCAGCAAGUUACUAAAUGAAUAUUUAAUAUAUACUACAAAUAUCUUACCCAGUUCUGAAGCACUUUAGUUUCAGUUAAUAUUCUAAUCCCUGUAAAGGUUAAAUGCUACAGGUCAGAACAGAAACGACUGGAGGCAAAAGUAACGUGUCACUACAGUGAACUAACUUCUUUUCUGUAAAGCAGUCGCACUUUAUUUUGCUUGUUUCACAUUUCAAGAAGGGAAUAAUCUCAGACUUUCGCAGAUGCCUUUUUCAUUUGAAAUGUUAUAUUGUGAGCUUAUUAUUUUUUUUGAUUUUUGGUCAUUUUUGGGUGGAUAGUUCACAAAGAGGGAUCAUGUUCAGUGAAACAGGUUCAUUUAGUACCAAACCCUGUUUUACAAUGUUUUACUUUUAUAGACGUGUAGGCACAUUAUUAGAUCAUGCAAGCACAAAGCAAGUCAGUUCAGUUCAGUUUAAGUCAGAAAACUAGGCUGGUGCAGAAAUACUGCUGGUAAGCUGCCAGGUUAGGGAUAUAGAGCUCUAAGGGGUUGGGUAUAUUAUUAUAUGCUUAAUAUUAUAUGCUUAGUAUUAAUUCUGCUACAACAUAUUUACUCAUGAGGUUUAUUUUUUACUCUGGUUUGUGGAUAAAAACAUUUCCUCAGCCAGUUUUACAGACGGUCUAAAGACGUGCUUCGUCUCUUUUAUGCAAUUGGUACUCAUUAAAUCGGAAUCUGUUAAAGUAUAUAUGUAUGAAUAACAUUAUAUGCCUAUCUUGUUAAAAAGAAAAAGAA
This is a messenger RNA of Pangasianodon hypophthalmus (striped catfish), 3641 nucleotides long. It is a transcript of the gene kctd3, whose product is annotated as potassium channel tetramerization domain containing 3. The record is from RefSeq and is a predicted model, not a curated record. Lineage: Eukaryota; Metazoa; Chordata; Actinopteri; Siluriformes; Pangasiidae. Gene Ontology annotation, molecular function: protein binding. Bases 343 to 2757 code for a protein of 804 amino acids. The transcript has 18 exons. Gene Ontology annotation, biological process: protein homooligomerization.